Messenger RNA from Chelmon rostratus (copperband butterflyfish), 1713 nucleotides. RefSeq names its product actinodin1 (gene and1). The transcript is spliced from 7 exons. Lineage: Eukaryota; Metazoa; Chordata; Actinopteri; Chaetodontiformes; Chaetodontidae. Bases 1 to 1713 code for a protein of 570 amino acids. The record is from RefSeq and is a predicted model, not a curated record.
AUGGCUGGAAGGAGGAGAACCAGUUUCUCCGGUGCGUUCAUCUCGGCUCUGCUGGCUGUGAUGCUGCUGCCCGCAUUCUUGUCCGCUGGACCAAUUGUGCAAACACCCAAAGGAGAUGCGGGAGAAAGUAUCCAGGAGAGGUCGGCUGCUGCAGAGUUACACAGGAGGCUGAUCCGCAACCGCAGGAACAUCAGCUGGUACAAACAGCACUCUGACUUCUGGAGCUGGUACAAGUUCUUCACCGACAACGGCAACCAGGAGGCAGUUCAGGAGAUGGACCGCAUCUACCUGGCCUACCUCCAGAACAAGAACCGUGCUGAAGGACGUCGCUCCUACAAGGCCUACUUGCGCCACCUAGGGGACAUCUACAAGUCCUGUGCUGAUUCUGAUGACCCCAACUGUGUGGCUUCCUACACAAGCAGGCCCAAACCUAAACCAGAGCCCCCCAAACCUGCACCUGUGAAAACCUGUGACCCCACCAAGGACCCCUACUGUUUGUAUGCUGCUUUGGUCCAGGGCAAGAACCCCUACCUGCCCCUGGUGCUCCCAGCUGCCACCCCCGCCCCGGCACCAGUGAAGGCCCCAGCCCCUCUUUACGUCCGCUCUGCUGCUCCAGCCAAGGACCCACAGUCAGGAUAUUACUACUACGCUCCAUCUACAGUGCCUUUCCUUUCCAAGGAGCAGACGGCCGAGCUGCUGCGCAUCUGCUCUUCUGAUGAUGUGGAGUGUCUGCAGUACCACCUGAGAGCAGCUCACGGGCAUGUACCCUCUGCCGGACCUCUGCCUUCCUACGCUCACCUCGGCUGUGACCCUAAGAAAGACCCCACCUGCAAACCCAAGCAGGUGCAGAAAGCCCCCUCUGGUCUCUACCUGCAGUACCCCAACUGUGAUCCACUCCAGGACCCCCUCUGUGCCUAUGCUGCCUCCCUUGCUCCCCGUGCUCCCAACCCCCCUGCCCCUGCUGGCCCUGGAUCCUGCAACCCUCUUUUUGAGGAAGGUUGCAACCCUCUUACCGCCACCAGAUUUGCUUCUCCUCCUGAGGCAUACAAGAAUGAGGAAAGAGAAGAGGCUGCUGCUAUUCGUGCUGCCCCUCCUCCUGCUCAGCAGAACCCGUAUGCCAUGUUUAGGGAUGCUUACGCUAACAGACAGUACCCCUUUUCCAUUCCCAAUUUUGAAGAGCCUCCACGGGAGGAGCGUCAUCCUCUCGGCCCCCCAGGUAAAACCAAGGAGGGCUAUGACUGCUUCAUCGGCUACGAUCGUGAAUGCUACCCUGUGAAGCCCAAUGAGCCACGCUCUGGAGUUCACCGCCGCAUCCCCUAUCCUGCAGAAGCCUACGAGCCCCACCUGAACGCCGAUGGCACCCGAAGCGGGGUCCUGGAGCCUGCCAACCCACACUGCGACCCUGAACAUGACCCUGACUGUCGUCUGCGUCGCUAUGAGCCAGAGCAGACCCACGCCGAGGCCCAGCCUGAGCAUUACGCUGAGGAGGACCACAACCAGGGGGCAGCAGAGCGCGAGCCACAGCCAGAGCAGCCAGAACAGGACCAAUAUGAGGCAGAGCCCUACCAGAGCGGCCAGGAGGAGCCUCACAUGUCCUACCAGCAAUUCCCACAGGGUAUGCCCAGCCUUCAGGACAUACUGAGGCACUACGGAGACCAGUACCCGGAGCAGGAUGAUCACAGAGCCUAUGCAGAUGACUACCGCAAGAAAUAA